Messenger RNA from Entrophospora sp. SA101, 420 nucleotides. The record is from the annotation of a GenBank genome assembly. NCBI's taxonomy places the organism in Eukaryota, Fungi, Glomeromycota, Glomeromycetes, Entrophosporales, Entrophosporaceae.
AUGCGUCAGUCAGUCUAUGCUGAAUCAAUACUAAUACUACAACGAAUCUACACUUUGAUAUCAAUUAUUAUUGGUGGUGAAGAUGAUGCAAACAAAUGGAGAAGGCAAUGUGAGAUUGGAAAAAAUUGGCAUUUAAUGAUAGAUAGAUAUUUGAGUACUAAUUUGAGAAGAAUGGGUUUCAUCAUAUAUGAUGAUGAUAUUGACACGUCAAUCAUCCCAUUACUGCUAUUCAACCCUGCUAAAAUACCCGUCUUCUCAAGAGAAUGUCUAAAAUCAAACAUUGCUGUAGUUAUUGUUGCGCAUCCUGUCAUGCCAAUGAUCUCAUCUAGAGCUAGAUUUUUUGACGAUUCAGGUCUAAUAGAACCCGAAGCACCAAAAUCCAAAGUCAAGCCCAUUGCAACCGGAAAAUAUGCUAAAUAG